This is a messenger RNA of Temnothorax curvispinosus, 6438 nucleotides long. RefSeq lists its product as uncharacterized. The record is from RefSeq and is a predicted model, not a curated record. The transcript is spliced from 3 exons. NCBI's taxonomy places the organism in Eukaryota, Metazoa, Arthropoda, Insecta, Hymenoptera, Formicidae. Gene Ontology annotation, biological process: regulation of synaptic transmission, cholinergic; sleep; positive regulation of voltage-gated potassium channel activity. Bases 370 to 864 code for a protein of 164 amino acids.
AUAGAGUGCCGAGGGAAACUCGGUGACUCGGUCGCGUAACGCGCGUCAGUCGGUUGCUAUGCGUCCGGGUGAGGUGGCGAACGCGGCGCGCGACCCGGAUCACCGUCCCUGAAGGGAACGGAAGUGUCCGCGCUCUCAUCCCGGCCGCUUGACGCGGGAGGCGGCGACGGCGGCAACGACGGCGACGACGACGACGACGACGACGACGACGACGACGGCGAGAGGCGAACGCGUACACUCGCACGCUGUCCAAUCCUUUCCCCGGCGACGGCGACGACGGCGACGGCGACGGGAGCACCUAUCGUGCGACGCGAUUAGACACCCCCCGGGCACGAGCCACGAGCACAUGGUCCGGCGACCGCGACGAUCAUGAUCGCGUACCGAGCCGCGCCGAUCAUCGGCCUCGUCUUCGUCGUCCUGGCGGCCACUUUCGAUCGCGGUGAAGCGAUAAUAUGUUAUCAAUGCAACAGCGAGUACGACCCCAGAUGUGGCGACCCGUUCGAUUCGUACAGUUUGGGGACUGUGAACUGCAGCUUUCAGCCUCGUCUGGAGCAUCUCAGCCACUUAGAGCCUACUCUUUGCCGAAAAAUCAGUCAAAAAGUGUACGGCAAGGUGAGGGUCGUCCGCAGCUGCGGCUACAUCACGGACGAGAAGGACAACGGCGAGUGCCUUAUGAGGAGCGGCACCCACGAUGUGCGCGCGCUAUACUGCUCGUGCACCGGUGAUCUGUGUAACUCCGUCGAGAGUCUCCGCACGCCGUCCCUACUGCCACUGGCGUCCCUCCUGACUGCCGUGCUGGCGACACCGAGCCUGCUCCUAUCGUGCCCGACCGCGCCGCUCCGUAUCUCCCUCUCGACGACCUAAUUCUGCCUAGUCUCGUUCGAGUCGCACCCCGAGGAUUCCUGAGACUCUAUCCCUUUUCCCUUCCGGCCCGUCGUCGCGCCGCCACGGACCGUUCGUAUCCCAGGACUCGCAAUAACCGACCUUCCCUGUCGAUCGUUAGCGUCAAUUUCCCUCUAUGGAUUUCCCCGAUCACAAAGAGAAGAUCGCGAAAGGCCGAGGGAAAAGGAUGUUCCGACUUUCAGUAUCGUAAUUACCGGCUUUCGGCCUAAUUAAACCGCGCCGGACAAUGAUCGAGACGCGUCGAUCAUCUCCACGUUGCUAACGAAAAAAAAACCUCGCACCCCGAGCGAUCGAAUUUUUUCCCCUCUUCUUGUCCCGAAGUAGCCGGAUAUCCGAUAUUGUACAACGAAUCCGACUCGAGAUUGUAUUGGUUUCGCGACGUGAGUUUCGAGGACUCCCUCCGGAUUUCUCGCGCGUUUGUAUCCCGCACGAAGGCCUUGAUGACGCGACGAGGGAUGAAAGACGACGCACGCUUCGCGAUCUUCUCGUAUAGAUAGUUACAAAUUUCCAUUAUUAACGAAGAGAUUUUAGAUCGACUCCCUUCCCCUCCCCGACGGUGUCUUUGACUGCGAACGGUCCGUAACAUAGCCAGAUUAAUUAACGUAGCGUAACGGUGAUAACUGCCAGAUGCGCGAGGGCGACACUUCAGUAGUAUACAUAUCUCUGCGAAAAAAAAGGGAAAAAAAUGAGAGAAAACGCAAAAACGAUACGACGGCCUCUGCGUAAAAGAAAGAAAAAAAGAUUUUAAAAUCGAUCACCUCUCGUGUUACGCCGCGCCGGUGUAUCGCGCUCGUCGCGCAAUUUUCAUUCGGGUUCAAAUCGGCUGUCAGACAGAGGAUAUUUUUUGCACAGGUAGAUUAAGAGGAAUCGAUUAAGAAUUCUUUCUGCAACCAAUUUACUGAUCCCUCUCUCAUUGUUCUAAACGUGUUCAAAUUAUCUUCUCAACGUGUACAUUAAAAAAUUAAUUCUCCAGCAACGUUAAUGCGAUCUCUUAAAUGCGAAUUGCGAGGUCCUCGCAGUUCUCUCGCGAGAAGAAGAUUGAGGAAAUCGUGAAUCUCUGCAGAACGCAUUCCCAUCGAUUCCUGUCGAUUCACCUACUUUCGUAAACGGGAACGAGCCGAAUAUCUUAUCGCGCGCGACGAGCGUGAAUAUCGAGGGUGAGAAAGGCGCAGCAGGGGAAGCAGAUAUCUCACGAGAGAAUUUAUGAUUAGUAAAAAAAACAAAAAAAAAGAGAGUCUCACACGGUAACAAGUAAAAUGCAAAGUAGCGGCAUCGCGAUAACACAUUUUCGCACCCCGCGCCUGCUACCCGCUGAACACUGAUUUGCGUGUCUGUGCAUGAGACUGUGCCUGCCCGGUAUGUGUGUAUGCAUUAAUUACGACGUACGUAUACGCACGCGAAGUAAAAAGUAACAUAAAUAAAUAUAUUUUGUUGUCGGAAGCCUAAAUGGAAUUGCACGCGAGAUCGACGGGCAAAUGCUUAUUUCUAGAGGUGCAACGACACACAUAGCGUUCGCGAAACGGAACGGGAUAUAUAACACGAGACGCAUCCACGUCGGAUCCAAUCGGUCUACUUCAGUAUUAUUUAUCGCGCAUCGUAAUUCAAUCGUAAUAUAACAUAGUUUUUUCUGUUUACAUAAAACGUUUGUGAAACGUCCGAUUAAAUUAUUAUCAAUUUAUACUCAGAAUUACAAUUUAACUAUACAUCAUCAUAAUAAUAAUUUACAUACAGAUUGCAUAACUAGAUAUUAUAAUUUAUUCAAAUGACAAAAUUAAUGAUUAUUUUAAAUUUAGUAGGAAGCAAGAAAUCACGAUGAUGUAAAAGUUUAACGUCGUCGACAAACAAUUGUUUUAUCGAGAGAUCAUGAUCGCUAAUUUAUUGGAAAAUUGUUACGUUCAUCUGGAGCUCUCUCCGAUUCACUUGAUGUCUCUAUUCAAUCGAUCAUCACAUCAUAUCGAGUUUUCCGAACUAAACUGAACGUAAUCUGAACGGAUACGACGUACCGCUUCUUUAAACGAUUCUACGUAUAAGACGAGCUGUGUAAAGAACGGGGAUAGGUAUAAUAUAUCGACGAUAUGCCGGGAGAGACCUCGCAAUUUAGAUGCUGUAAGAAUCGAAGGUCCGCCGUCGCGUCCACGAUUAUUCCGUGUUUCGCGGAACCUUGCAAUAAAUGUAGUUUAAGCCUGAGUCACCUGAGCGUACAAUAAUCGCCGUUCGGUAUGCGUUUCUUCGAAUGCUUGGCAUGUUUGCGCGUCUGUCUGUGCAAUAAUUAAUUGAGCGUAACGCUAAACUCGAUAGCUCAAUUAGGGUCGGUUGUUGCACCUUCGAGUGUCCGAUAAUUUACCAACCAAAGUCUUCUCUGUCUCGUUUUAGAACGCGUGCAUGUUUCGCCGCUAAUAUAAUAGACCCAGGGAUCAGUUGAAACCGACAUUGGAAAAAAAACCGGCCCUCAAUAUUUCGUUAUUGCUCAUUUUGCCUUGUGGCUGACAGAAAGGAGAGGUGUUCGGUAAAUACAGGAUGUUCGGUCAUAAGCGCGUCGUGGUGAACGGCGGUCCAGGUCGGAAACUGAAGCUCUACUUCGUUGCCGAAAUUCAACGAGGUGUUACGUUUUUCUCACGAUUUUGGGAAAUUUAUGUUAAGUAUCAUUAAGUCGAGAUAAUGGUGAAAAUUUUUCUUAGAAUUUCUCAUACAAUAUUUUUCAGGACUUCUAUAUAAAAUUUAUAACUUGUUAAAAAAUUUCUCAGGUUUUUUUAUACGAAUUAGAAUAUUAUUUGGAAAGUCUGCAAUCUUCUACAACAUGAAUUACGUGAAUUCUGACAUAUUCUAAGACUUCUCGUUUUAUAAUUUUCAAAGAAAGUUUAUAAAAUCUGAAAAAAUUUGAUAUUUUUUAAAUAAAUUUUCACAAAAUAAAGUAUAAAAAAAUUGCUAAAAAUAUUGAAUUUUUUUUACCAGGAAAAUCCGUCGAAAGCCAUUUCUUUUCAUAACUCAGAAUCAUGAUAUUUUUAAGAAAGCGUUAUAUAGUAACUGCCAUGUGUAUGCGCCUAAACUGCAAUAAUCGAACAUCCUCUAUAAUACUGAUGCUAAUAAUAAUAGUAAUAAUGAUGGCAACAUGCAGCAACGUGCCGGCAAAUGUAACGAACGAGCAAUAACAUAUAAUGACAAAGUAGAUGGUUUAUUGACAAAAGAAAGAGAGGGAGAGAAAUUAGACGAAGUAGGUGCGCUUGAUCAAUAUAAAUUAUGUCACUCUAGCAGCCCUGCAAAGUGAUCAUUUCUAAUGCUGCUGUUACCACCUGUCGUCGCCGUUAUCGCCAUCGAUAUGGUCGCUAUUAACUACCCCCAGUCAGCCAAGUCUGUUAAGAACAGAUUUUGCGAAGUUCUCUGUUACAAAUUUUGUCGGCAAAAAGAUUUAUAUAAAUUCGAUACAGCAUCUGGCGUAUACAAUGCUCGUUGGCAGAAUUAUAGCGAUAUUUGUCAAUAAAAUACGACGGAAGAUUGAUGGUCGAAAUCAAGUGGAUGUUAACACGUUUUCUGCACAGCUUGAUGUAGACGGAAUUGAAGCAGAAAAUCUGCGUUCGACAGAUUCCGCUUGGUUUCUUGCGGUCGAAUUAUGUCAGCAGGUUUAUGUCCAUUUCUACCAAUGUAUUAACUUUUCCAUAGAUUAACUUUUCUUCUUGGUUUAAUUUAUCUUUUAUCUUCUUCUAGUUCUAAGCAUUAGAAAAAAAAAAUAAAAAGUAAGUUAAAUCGAGAUCAAAGUUAAUCCGCAUUGAUUGAAAUGGACAUUAGUCGGCAAAAUACGAGCUUAACGCAAACGCGGGUGAUGCCAAUUUGCCAGCGAUUUCUGAUCGAAUUUGCUAUCAAUUUGCUCCCACACACUGCGGACAGUUUGCGCUUACUGGGAUAUCAUUAUCAUCACUUACUAUUACUAUUAUUAUUAUAGUUAUUGUUAGUACCGUACAUUACCGACCCGUUGUUACAAAUAAUACCGCUAAUAAUUAUUAUUAGAGCGCAAAUGUGGCAACAACCGUGACGGACGUGAUGGUACCGAUAAGAUUGGAAACGAGGGUGAAUAAAGAUAGGGAAGAAAGGGAGAAAUCAUAACGUGGAUAUAGAAGAAACGAUUUUAAUUCUGGCAAUUGUGACAGAUUUAUAAAUUAAUAUAAAUCACGGUUCGCCAGUGUGUUAAUUCUUCUGCGACAUAAUUAACACUGAAAUCACGCGUGUGUGAUCUUCGUUAAUUUACAAUCUUUCCACCUGACAUCAAACGGAUCGUCCUGCGAUUGUCCGCGACUCCCUUCUUCCCUGUUAUAGAAUAAUUAGAACAAGAUAAACUUUUUGUUAUCAGAUUUGCAUGAAAAGUCGGUUGCGUUAAUCGGGGAAAAAAAACUAACCGUAUCGCUUACAGUUUAUAUUUUAUCGUGGAAAGAAUUUUAUUCAGAUUUUAUCUUUCUUAGACAGAUCCUUGCGUAUAGGAAAGACACAGUAAUAGAAUAAGAUCGCGAUUGAAAUAUCCUUAUAGGUGCAUCGAUGCUGUUUUUUUAUGUUUCCUAAUCAUUCUACAACGACGGAUAUGUUUAUUUGCGCGCUUUCGCAACUGAUUUCAUAUGUAAAUCCGAUAGUGAGAGAUUUACUUCCAAGAAGAGCUCUUUUUCGUCUCCUUCGUCGUUUCGAGAUUGACUUUUAUUCGAUCUCUCGUCCGGGACAGCCCAGACAAUCGGAAGAAACGUGGAGUUCUUGUUGUUGAGACGAUUCGCCUCGUACUUCUUUGAUAUAUGUCGCAAAUAACAAUCGGUUGUAAGCGAUUGGAAACAUCGUCGUUGCGCGACAACUGCGCGGUUUGUUAUAUUUUCGGGGUAACUACGACGAUCGUGUAUCGCAAUAAAAAUAUAAAUAUUCCGCAAUUAUGUAUUGCAUUAAAAACUGUACAUAGAACAGUCAUCGCGAUCAAUUAGCGGGAAUCGCUCGAACAUUAAUUUCGCGAUCUUCUCCGAGCGAAAGAAAAAUUACCGUAGUUGCCGAAUGAUCGGAUAAAAUUCUAUUGCAAAAAAAAAAAGAAAGUAAAAGUUAUAGAAUAGGAAAUGUCAAUCUACAGUUAAUACUAAAAAAAAUAGCUGCCGUAUCUUGAAAGUAGCGACACAGUUAUUACAUUAAUAUAAUAUUGUAAAGUAUCGCGUAUAAUAGAUUGUUACGUAACAGUUUCUUUAGUUAUAGGUCGCUGUUUUCAAGCUGGAGCAAUAUAUCUCUCCGUCGAAACGUCAUGCUUUAAAUUACGAAAAUUAAUGACACGUCGCAUCGAUCGAAAUCGGCCUGGUUAUCUUCCCGAAAAAUGUGAAAUUUACGAAAUUCUCCGAUCUUUCGUACGACUGCCGUUGCUGCCUGCGACACGUAUCGAGAGAAUGCGAUGUAUCUCAAGCCUCAUUGAACAUAUGUUCGUAAUGAUCAUCGUUGAGUGACAUUACAACAUCAUAUAUCAUGUACAGAGAGAAAGAGAAAAAGUAUUCUGCCAAUAAUAAAAGUGUUGAACGAUUAAUAAAAGUG